AUGGGUGAACAAAUCUACCAUGGAGCCCAAACAUGCUCUGGUACCAAUCCCAGGAGAUGCCAGGACUUAGGAGACUCAAUUCUUCUGAUUCUGGGCAGUUUCAUCUUGCUCAACGUGGGGAUCAAUGUGGUGAUUCUGCUCUGGAGGCACCUGAAGAACUCCUUGCGGAUUCUUUUCCAUCAUUUUUUCCCCAAAGACAAGCAACCCAUUGGUCUAAACAGCCGACCUAUGUGUGUACGAGGCACCAUAGAUCCCAGGAACCUGUACUCAAGAAUCUCUUCCCACUUCAAUCGUAGCCCCAGCUUCAUACUUGGGCAUGUUAACCACCUUGACUCUUGGAUACCAGACACAAAUAAUGAGAAUGCUUCUAGGUGCUGCUGGAUGCCACCCCAAUGUAGACAUGCCAGAGCUCCCACAGAGGCUCCAUGGGAAUUAUGGAAGGAGGGGAUAAUGGGAGCUGGGGAGGCCCCUCAGGCCACAGCCAUGAAGAUUCAGGCCCCUUUGUUUUCCAAGCCAGAGAUUUCUCCCCAGUUCCUGAAGAUAAACAAGCUGGAUAUAGUUGCACCUUCUUUACCACAAGAGACCAAGACUAAGGCCUCAGAUGAUAAUCCAGUCCAUACCCUGGCCCAUACCCAUGAGCACCUCAUCACUAAGUCCCAGACCUAUACCUCAGAGCACACUUCCUUCCAGGCACAGGGGCUUGAGCAUACCUCGACCCAUACUCCACCAAACCUUAUCUCUGACUCUACCCCAACCCAUGAUAAAGCCCCCACCCUGGCCCCCACUUUACCCCCUAUCCCAUCCCAUAGCCAAGCCCCCACCCCACACUAUGCCCCAGCCCAGACCCUAGACCAUAGUCAAACCCAUGGCUUGGCUCAAGCCAAGCCCUACACCCCAGUUCCCAUCCAAGUCCAGGUUCUUGCCCCUACCCCAGCCCAGGGUUCAGCUUGUAGCUCUGAGAACAACCACUCUCAGGCUCACAGUCCUGAGCAAACCUCAGUCCAUACCCUACCUCAGCCUCCAAACCAGCCUCCUGAUUAUGCUUCCUCCAAAUCUAAAGCCACUUCUAUCCCUGCUCCAGUCUGUACCCCAACCCCUGCCCAAGAACUGUCUAUGACCAUGACUGCUACUCCAGCCCCUGCCCAAGUCCUCACCACCGCCCCUAUCCCUAUCCUGUCUCCUCCUAUUCCUUCUACGCUGGCUGCCUUUGGUUCUAGCUUCCCUACUGGCCACGUAAUCUCUGACACCCACAAGGUAAAGAAGAAGGUCUUCCUUAAGACCAGUGCCCAGAGCUGUAGGAAUUACAGAAAGGACUUGAAUAACCCCUCCUGGACCCAAGAGGGGCAGGGCCUGGGAAAUUCUGGUACCUCUGAGCAGACAUCAAAACAACAUAGUGGGGACAGUGCUGAGUCUUCUUCAGGAUCUAUACUGGGCUACCUGGAGCUGGGGAACAUGGAAUGGAAGAUCUCAGAUAGUGUGAAAGACAUAUUCUCCCAGCCCAAGACGUUCCCUUACUGCAGCUUCCAUCCCUGCUGUUCUGAGAGGAAGAACACAGAAUCUCAGGCUCCAGUUUACCCCAAGUUCCUGAUCUACACCCAGGAUACUACACCUUCUAAACCUUGCUUACAUUCUCCAAGCAGUUCUCAGAAUACACAGUCCACCAGUGCUGCUCCAUGUACUCUUUCUCUGCCGCUUGUUUCUCCCAGAACCUUUGUUCUUCCUCAAUCUAACCAUCAGAAGCCCUUCAACUUACUACAAACCCCUACCUUUCUCCCAACCUCCAAGUUUCCUCAGACUGUCUCCCCCUCCCAUUUCUUUAUCCAUUCUCCAUUCUCCACCAUUUCUCAACCCUUGAUUCAACCCCAAAAGAGUCAAGACCUUACACAAGACCUUGACCAUCAAAGGACUUCAUCUCCUGCCAAAGAUUCCAGAGUUUCCAGGAACCCAAGUCUUACCCCAGCUCCAGGCUUCCACAAGAACCCAGGCCUUACCCAAAAUCCAGGUCUCCACAAGAACCAGGGCCUUACCCCAAAUCCAGGCCUCCACAAGAACCCAUGCUUUCCAGGACUUACUCAAGAUUCUUACUGCUGCACGAAUCCAAAUCCUUCCCAAAACUCUUGCCUUCACAAGAAUCCAGGCAUUACUCAAGAUUCUGCCCUAAGGAGUUCAGUUGCUAUUCAAGAUGCUGGUAUUCUUAGUUUUACCCAACCUUGCCCUCACAAGAACAUGCUAAGUACUCAAACUCCUGACCAAGGCAGUUUGGGCUUUAUACAAGACUCUGGCAUCUAUAGGAAUGUUAAAUUAAACCAAGACACCAUAGUUUACAAAGAUCAAGAUCUCUCCCCAACCUGUGACCAAAAGAGGCCAGCCCCUUCUCAAGAUCCUGGAGGUAACAACAGCACUGGAAAUGUACAAGAUCCAGAAGCUUGUAGGAGUUCAGGCCUUACCCAAGACUCUAGACCACAGGAGAGCCAGUGCCAUAGCCAAAACACUGAAGUCAACAAGACCUCAGAGCUUCCCAGGGGAUCUGGUCUCCAUAAGAGCCCAGGCUUUUUCCAAGCCUCUUGUUGUCAUAAGAACUCAGGUCUCAUGAAAGACUCAGGAGACAGCAAGAAUCUAGGCCUUAUUCAAGAUUCUGAAAUCUAUAGAGUCCCAGAUCUUACCCAAGAGUCUAACGCCAAGAGUCCUACCCUUACUCAUGCCACAGAAUUUCAAAAAAGAUUGAAUGUUACCCAAAAUGUUGGCAUUUGCAGGAGUUCAGAACAUACCCAAGACCCUAACCUUCACAAAUGCCCAGGAAUUAAUCAAGAUUCUGGGCCCCAUCAGAGCCCAGAACUUGCCCAAGGCUCUGGCUUCCCCAAGACUCCAAACCUCGCCCAGCAAGUUGAUUUCCAGAAGGAUUCAUGCCUUAUCCCAGAUCCUGGCAUCAAAAAGAACCCAGGUCUUCUUACAGCUACCGGUACUGCCCAAGUCUUGGGUCCACUUCAAAAACUAAAGCUGGCAUCUUCCCCAGUGAAGUCCUCUGCAUGUAAGAUGGCUACUCAGAAGGAGGAGGCAGUGCAGCAUGUGCCUUGGACUUCUGUCCCCAACCAUCAAAAUGCUUACCUUCCCAAUGCCCGAGUGCUCUCCACUGACCUACAGAAUUUCUCAGAGGUACCUGUACUAGUUGAACUACAGCCAUCUUGCCGGCGGUUAGGCAGCAAAGACUGGGUGUGUCACCCUGUAGAUACAGUUUCACCCUGCCAGAACUAUCAACAGAAGUCUAUGCCUCCCAAGAUUACCCGGUGGUCCCAUUGCCCUGGACCAGGCAGCACCAGAACAGGUCAUGUGAUCUCUGAUUCCCGCCAGAAAACAUUGGUACUAGGCAGGGACAAGUGUGAAGCUCUGUCUCCCAGGCGUCCUCAUUAA
Molecule: messenger RNA, 3408 nt
Organism: Nannospalax galili (Upper Galilee mountains blind mole rat)
Lineage: Eukaryota; Metazoa; Chordata; Mammalia; Rodentia; Spalacidae
Gene: Spem3
Product: SPEM family member 3
Exons: 5
Coding region: 1-3408 (1135 amino acids)
Biological process (GO): sperm individualization; flagellated sperm motility
Cellular component (GO): cytoplasm
Source: RefSeq, a predicted model, not a curated record